AUGCCACAGUUGCUGGGAUUCCGGCUCCUUGCGGCAGCCCGGGCACCCGAAGGAAGGGCGUGUGGAGGGGCCUGGGCUGGAGAUGCAGGGGCCCGGGAAAGCGCCUGCCUUUGCCUAGAAAUUGCGUGCUCCUUCCAGAUGCCGCCCUCUGUCAGAGAUGUGAUGUCCCAGCCACCCUCCCGGCAACAGUUCCCAGAAGCCACGACAUGUCCCUGCAGCUGGAGGCUUUCAAAGGGUGACCCAGGAGGCAUCGUCUGCCCAGUGUGGUCUGAGGAGAAAGGAAGCUUCCCAAGAAGAUGGGAUCCCCCCAAGUCAAGGAAGGAGCCAGAGGAGUCAAAGGACGAGGACACCAUCUGCCUCCACACAGGUGCAAAGCACAGCAGCUCAGAAGACAAAAAGGAGAAGCACUUGGCUUUACCCAGACUGCUGUCCCUGACUUUCAGGAAUCUUGGUCCCAGUAGUGCCCCCACCCCAAAUCUCUUCCACUAG
Messenger RNA from Propithecus coquereli (Coquerel's sifaka), 489 nucleotides. It is a transcript of the gene SPATA8, whose product is annotated as spermatogenesis associated 8. The record is from RefSeq and is a predicted model, not a curated record. The transcript is spliced from 4 exons. Lineage: Eukaryota; Metazoa; Chordata; Mammalia; Primates; Indriidae. Bases 1 to 489 code for a protein of 162 amino acids.